GGCUCCGCCCACCUGUUCCCCAGUAGCUGCUGUAGUACAGUAGCUCAAUGUGUCACAGCCGCUGAAUCUUGGAGGACUAAACCACUGGUCCUACAGACGCUCUUGCCGAUAUCGAGGACUCUAUGGUGAUCCCGGCUGGACCCGGAGAUGCAGCUUACGGUGAAAGCGUUAAAAGGGAAAGAGGCCAACCUCCAGGUCUCUGAGAGUGACACCAUUCUUGCAGUGAAGAGACUGGUGGAAGAGAAGCUGCAGGUGCCAGUGUCGCAGCAGCGGUUGUUGUUCAGGGGCAAAGCCCUGUCAGACGAACACAGUCUUUCUUUUUACGCCAUUGGGCCUGGCUCAAGACUGAACCUAAUGGUGAAGGAGCGAACGUCUGUGGAGGUCGGGGGGAACGCUGUCUGGAAAUCCCUGGCUGUUAUACUGGGGAAACAUUUCAGCCCCUCUGAUGCAGAAAGAGUUCUGGAAUAUGUACAGAAGGACUACGAGCGCAGUCUGUCACUUCUCAGCCUGGAUGACAUUGAACGGCUGGCUACACGAAUUCUCCACCCUCAGCUCCCGGAUACCAUAGACCUUGGAUUCCUGGACUGAGAAACUGAGUCCUCUCCCACCCACCUCCCUUCCACAAUGCACUUGUUGUCCUCCCCUGUACAGUCACCAAAUGGCAUCACAGCUGUAAUAAAAUGCAACAUUACAAGGA
This is a messenger RNA of Pseudophryne corroboree (corroboree frog), 697 nucleotides long. RefSeq names its product ubiquitin like 4A (gene UBL4A). Bases 148 to 588 code for a protein of 146 amino acids. Gene Ontology annotation, molecular function: protein-folding chaperone binding. The transcript has 4 exons. Gene Ontology annotation, biological process: tail-anchored membrane protein insertion into ER membrane; post-translational protein targeting to endoplasmic reticulum membrane. Gene Ontology annotation, cellular component: BAT3 complex. NCBI's taxonomy places the organism in Eukaryota, Metazoa, Chordata, Amphibia, Anura, Myobatrachidae. The record is from RefSeq and is a predicted model, not a curated record.